CUUUACAGUGGAAUGGCAGUCCACUGACUUGCAAAAAAAAAUGCCCGUAUCGAAUGCCACCAGCAAAUGGCAUAAUAGACCCAAGUAGUGAUGAUCCAAUUGAGUCAGAAUACAUUCCCGGGGAUGUUGUCCGCUUCAGAUGUAACGAAUGCUAUACAAUCGGUUCUGAUGAAUCGGGUCUUAUGUCAGACUCUGCCGUUUGCUUGAACAAUGGCGAUUGGAGUGAUCCGGUGCCAACUUGUGAACGUAUGAGAUGUAUACCCAUGUUGGCACCAGCAAAUGGUGGCCGAUCACCAGAAUCAGGAAACAACCUUUGCAAUGAUCCACCUAUUCAUAU
Messenger RNA from Owenia fusiformis, 337 nucleotides. Lineage: Eukaryota; Metazoa; Annelida; Polychaeta; Sabellida; Oweniidae. The record is from the annotation of a GenBank genome assembly.